Messenger RNA from Penicillium olsonii, 1164 nucleotides. The record is from the annotation of a GenBank genome assembly. NCBI's taxonomy places the organism in Eukaryota, Fungi, Ascomycota, Eurotiomycetes, Eurotiales, Aspergillaceae.
AUGGCCAACCCCCCAGAAAUAUCCCCACCUCGAGAGACACCAACGGCGACGUUGGCUUCGGUUGACAUCUCUCUAGAAUAUUGCUUCUACGAAGAGGAUAUCCCUCGGCCCUCACACUCUUUGGUCUCUGGAUUCGUCUUCAAUCAGAGAGGCUGUUCGUCUGUUUCGCCAUUCAACUUGGAGCUUGAGCUUCAAGAAAUGGCGGAACCAAGGCUCCCAAGCACAGAUUGUGACUUCGUUUGGCUCGAAGAAACGCUACACGAAGCAUUGCCUCGCCACACUGAGCCUCAAAUCCAUCACACGCCAAAAGUCGAGCCGUCGACUUCUCAUGGUGCUUUACAACGACUGUUUGAGAUUGGGAUGGAGAGACUGAUGACAUCGAAAAGACCAAGAGACUCAGAGAUUUUUAUCUUGGAAGGAGCCUCCCUUACCAGCCUUGCAGAGAUUGCCCCUGUGGUAUUCAAACCAGGAUACCGAGAGGCAAUCAACCAACGGGGUGUUGCUAUGCCCAUAAUCAACAAAGCGAUUUCUAUCAUGCUUCAAGGAAGUCAGAGUAUCUUCCUCCCUACCAAGCUCACACACUCUAUCCCUGACUCUUCUGACUAUCCAAUCAAACGCCCUCAUGGGGUCGAUUCCCAAGCAACAAAUCUGAAGACUGCAAUCCAUUCGAAGCUUUGGGAUAUCGCCCAACAAAACACAAGCAAGCUAAAGAUCCCAACACGGAGCUCAUUCUUGCUUCCAACAAAUCUCAACAGAAUGACUCAUAUAACAGAGAAUAACAUACCCCCAAUGCUCAUGAGCCAAGGUUUUGAUGACAUGUUACCUGGAACUUUCAUAGACCGCCAAGUCAAUUCAGUUGAAGGAGAGGAAAAGACACCCGCAAGCAUUUUGAGCGAGCCACACUCUCAAGGUGAGUCUGAAGAUCACCUGCUAGACAACGACAGCGAGACCAGCUUCACGGAUAUCUGUGAUUCGACCCAAAGUUCCCUUGAUACUUUGUUCUCGGCCGCUGCUUCCUCUCAAACCGUCUUGAGUGACGACGACAACAUGCUCCUCUCGGAUUACCGGGAUCCAAGUUGCGAAGAGGCCUAUGUGACAUAUUCAUACCCCCUGGAGAAUAUACAAACCGGGGACGAAGAUCUCAUCAUGAUGGAUGAAGUUUAA